AUGAUGCGGUUGCGAAAGUGUGCGGACGUCGGAAUGCAAUGGCACUUCAUACCACCCGGUGCUCCACAUUCUGGGGGCCUCUGGGAGGCUGCAGUACGAUCGGCGAAAGCACAUCUGCUGAAGGUGUUAGGAGAUUCUGCGGUUUCUUACGAGGAUAUGGCAACACUACUUACCCAAGUGGAGUGUUGUUUGAAUUCGCGGCCGCUAACCCAAAUUUCGGAUGAUCCCAACGAUCUUCAACCACUGACUCCAGGACACUUCCUGGUCGGAACGGCCAUGCAAGCAGUACCAUCGACGGACUACACUCAAACAGCGAUAGGGAGGCUAAAUCUGUGGGAGACAGUACAACGGAGACUUCAAGACUUGGAAACGAUGGAGGACCGAAUAUCUGGUCCAACUACAAGGAAGAACCAAGUGGUGGAAACCUCCUGUUGGCGUGAAGGAAGGCAGUUUGGUGGUGAUACGAGACGAUAA
Topomyia yanbarensis is the source of this 474-nucleotide messenger RNA. RefSeq lists its product as uncharacterized. NCBI's taxonomy places the organism in Eukaryota, Metazoa, Arthropoda, Insecta, Diptera, Culicidae. The transcript has a single exon. Bases 1 to 474 code for a protein of 157 amino acids. Gene Ontology annotation, molecular function: nucleic acid binding. The record is from RefSeq and is a predicted model, not a curated record.